GAAUGACGUAAGAGGAAGCGUGUAAGUAAGCACUGGCGGGAGAUUUUGUUAUGAAACUUUUUGUGACGGGCUAAAAACAAGAGACAUAAGACAACAGUCUAUAAACACGUCUGUGUGCGUAACGUAGAUGUCUACAAUGAAAGUGACGGCGGAGAAAAUUACUUCGUUAUCGGAGGAAGAUGGUAUAGACGAGCUUCAGAAACAUCUUACCUUGCUGUCUGACGAUAAGCUCACAACCAUGAUAACAAAUAGUGCAUUAAAAGGGAAAGAGACCGGUGUCCUGAUCAAAGCCAUAUUUAAAGGAUCACCGGUGAAUGAAACCAGUGGUGCAAACCGCAGGCUGCUGGUGUACAAGCACUGUAUUCCCCUCUGUGAGUCUGGAGACCUGCAGCCAGAAGUGGCUUCAGAUAUCAUUGGUCUCCUGAUGUUGGAGACACACAGUCUGCCUGGUUCUGUAUUGGCAGCGUUGGGGUCUCUGUAUGUGGACGCCAUUAAGAUGGGUGAAAUGAACAGUGGGAGGUCACUGGAACUCUUCCCUACGGUCCUGACUGCUCUUGCGGCUACCGAAGCAUUGGCUUAUGGCAAAGGUGAGCUCAGUGGAGAUGAAUACAAGAAACAGCUGAUCAACAGUCUUUGUUCUAGCAGAUGGGAUCCACAAUGUGUCAUCCACCUUACCACCAUGUUCAGGGAUGUUCCAUUGUCUGCUGAGGAACUUCAGUUUUUGAUUGAGAAGAUUCUGCGCAUGUUCCUAAAGUUAGACCUGCAGGAGAUCCCACCUCUGGUCUAUCAGCUACUGCUUCUAUCCUCAAAGGGUUGUAAGAAACUCGUUCUGGAUGGAAUCAUCAAUUACUUCAAAAAGCAAGACCAGCUACAAAAAGAGGAGCAGAAAAAAGGAGAGAGUGAAGACGUGGAGGUACAGACCAUCCCACAGGAUCAGCUGCGGCACGUGGAGGGCACCGUCAUCCUUCACGUCGUUUUUGCCAUUCGUCUCGACCAUGAACUUGGCAGGGAGUUUUUGAAAAGCCUCAAGGCUUCCCAGAGCGAUCCAUUGUGUCCCUUCAGUAUCGCUCUACUGCUUUCGGUGUCCCGCAUACAACGUUAUGAAGAGCAGGUGUUUGAGUUCCUGAAAGGCGCCAUCACCAAGAACUUCAAAGAUGAUCAGAUUCAGCAGAGCUCCAAGUUUCUGCAGGACCUGCUGCCUCAGUGUAACAGUGUCUCCGACAUGAUCCUAGACACUGUGAAAAACAGUGUGUUUGGCUGGGACCACGUCACUCAGGGUCUGGUGCAGCUGGGAUUUAUGCUCAUGGAUUCUUUUGGGCCUAAAGCUGGAAUGUUUGGAAAGGUCACGGAAGGAACGUCCACUACGGCUAAAACACCAAAUCAGCUAGCAUGUCGACUUGGCGGACAAGUUCUCUUGGAAAGUUUUAAGAUGCAUGAGCCAAUCAGAGGGGAGAUCCUGGAACAGGUCUUAAACCGACUGGUGACCAAAACGGCUUCCCCUGUCACUCAUUUUAUUGACCUUCUUUCCAGCAUUGUGACGUCUGCUCCCAUGAUCCUCUUGGAGUCCUCUUCCAAGGUCACAGAAACAUUUGACCAGCUCUCAUUCUUGCCCCUCAGCACAGUACAGGGUCUUCUCAAAGCUGUGCAGCCACUGCUCAAGGUCAGCAUGUCCAUCAAAGACGCCCUCAUCCUGGUCCUCCGGAAGGCCAUGUUCUCUAGUCAUUUAGAUGGACGGAAGUCAGCUGUGGCCGGGUUCCUGUUGUUACUGAAGAACUUCCGGGUUUUGGGAAGCUUAGCUUCUAGCCAGGCUAGUCAGGCCAUUACAUCCAGUCAGAUCCAGGCAGACGUCCACUCGCGUUACAACGCCGCAGCUAAUGAAGCCUUCUGUCUGGAGAUCCUGAGCAGCUUGCGUCGCUGUCUGAACCAGCAGGCUGACGUACGGCUCAUGCUGUAUGAGGGUUUUAAUGAUGUUCUCCGUCGUAACUCUCAGCUGGCGAGCUCCAUCAUGCAGACACUCUUGUCACAGCUGAAACGGUACUUCGAACCCGAGCAGGAUCUUCUUCCUCCCCUGAAGCUGGAGUCAUGUAUCAGUGCGCAUGGAGAUCAAGUCUUCCUCCAAGAGCCUCUGGCUCAUCUGCUCUGCUGUACGGUUCACUGCCUGCUCUGGGACCAGAACAUACGCUCCGAUGGCAACUUGAGCGACGAUGAAGACGAUGAAGAUGAGGAGGGUGGAGUCCAGAAAGAACUGCAAGCCAUUCUGGAAAGCAUAACGAAACGGAUGAUUAAAAGUGAACUGGAGGAUUUCGAGUUGGAUAAGUGUGCCGAAUUUUCACCAACUUCCAGCGUUGGAGUGAAGAACAGCAUCUACGCCGUGUUGGUGAUGGGAGUGAACGAGGUUCUCAUGGAAUACAACUUCAUCACCGCCAAUUACAGUAAGAACCAUAUUGAGGAAGUUCUGGAGCUGUUCAGACGCUAUCAUAAGGUGUCUGACAUCCUGCGGGAGAAAGCGGGGAAGGGCCGCACGCCGUCCAGCAAGACUCCUCGCAGUCUGCUGUCUCUGAGCUUUGUGUCGACACUGCUCACUGCGCUGUUCAGAGACAGUACUCAGAGUCGUGAGGAGAGCCUGUCGGUGCUGCGCUCCAGUGGAGACUUCCUGCGGUACUGUGUGAGCGUGGCCUUGCAGAAGAUCCAGCAACUGGAGGAGACCGGACACACUGAUGGACCAGAGGGACAGAGUGCCGAUAGGGCCUUCCGCCAUCUUUGUGACAUCACCAGCGUGCUGAUGUGGCGCUACACCAAUGUGCCUUCGACUGUGGAGGAUGCUGGGAAAAAGGAAAAGGGCCACAGUGUGUCUCUGCUGUGUCUGGAGGGUCUCCUGCGAGUCUUCACGACCGUGGUACAGCGAUACCCAACACGAAUGGGCAACUUCCUGUCUUCUCUUGAUGUUUCAGGGGAUAGAGACAGCGAGGGCUCAGAUCUGACCGAGCAGACUGCUUUCUACAUCCGCCAGUUCCAGCGCGCUCUGAUGACCCAGCUCAGUAGUGGAGAGGAGGAGUUUAACAGUAAAGAAGCACAGUUAUUGGUCAGCAUCCUCAGCGUGCUGUCGCGGCAACUCAACCCCACUUCUCAACAGUUUGUCCAAAUGAUCACCUGCACCGUGAAACUCUGCAAAGAAACCAACUUUGAGGACAUAUCCUUUAGUAAAGGCUUGAUGUCUCUGCUGUUCAGCCUGCACGUUCUCUAUAAAAGUCCAGUGUCUCUGCUGUGGGAGAUGUGCCAGGACAUACACAGCCAGCUAGGAGAUAUCGACCAGGAUGUAGAAGUAGAGAAACAGUCUCACUUUGCCAUCAUCAGCAUGAAGACAGCUCCAUCCACUACGCUUUUAGUGUUGUCUCAGGUUGGAAAAGUGUUGGAUGAAGUCGACUGGCUGAUUGCUAAGAAGAAAGGUCAGAUAAGUUCCGACAGAAGCAUUUCAGGAAAUACCCAGCAGCCACUGGUCCAGCAGGACCCAAUAGAGAAAGCCGUGACGAUACAGUUAGGGACGUUGUUGACGGCUCUGCACGAGUUGGUUCAGACCGCCCUGCUUCCAGGACCCUGCACAGACACACUGAUGCGAGAACUCAGCCGGACAUACAGUAUUCUCACUACACUUACCAAAUAUUAUAUUCAGCUUUGUGCGACCCAGCCAGGCCAGCUCCCUGCACGCUUGGAGAAAUUGGUGAAGCUGUCAGGAUCUCAUCUCACUCCUCAGUGUUACUGCUUCAUCACGUAUGUACAGAGUGGAGAGCUGACAGCAGGAGGCUCCGACAAGACGAAGAAGAAAAAGAAAGAAGACGAGGCAGUCGCAGCCGCUUCAGCUAAAGUUCUUCGUGAAACGAAAGCCAUACCAAACCUCAUUUUCAACAUUGAACAGUAUGAGAAGUUUCUCAUUCUUCUCUCCAAAAAGUCGAAGGUCAAUCUGAUGCAGUACAUGAAGCUCAGCACCUCCAGAGACUUCAGGAUCAACACCGCUACUCUGGAAGCUGCACUGCAGGAACAAGAGCAACAGCAGGACGACAGUCAGCAGGUUUGUGUCUCUUUAAAUCGUCAUCCAACACCUCCGUGGGUUUGGUUUAUCCUCGGUGAUGUUACUUUUCAUUUCAGACUCAAAGUUCUCAGGCUUCAGAGGGAACUCAGGCCCCCAAAAAGAAGAGGAGAAAGCAGUGAGAAGAGGCGAAGACUUUGCACUUUUUGUUUCAGUGUGUUCACCCUUUGUUUUAUGCCACAGAUGUUUGGUUGUUAUAUUAUUUCCCUUUGGCCAAAGAUCCUUUGGUGA
Molecule: messenger RNA, 4315 nt
Organism: Triplophysa rosa
Lineage: Eukaryota; Metazoa; Chordata; Actinopteri; Cypriniformes; Nemacheilidae
Gene: fanci
Product: FA complementation group I
Exons: 37
Coding region: 128-4315 (1395 amino acids)
Biological process (GO): DNA repair
Molecular function (GO): DNA polymerase binding
Source: RefSeq, a predicted model, not a curated record